UCACUCGCUACCAUUUUGUCGUCUCUCGGUCUCUGUAUCAGACUCUAUCCGAUCUCUCUCUCGGCGACUCUCGAAGUCCAAUUCUAGGGUUUGUGUUUUGAAUACCUCAUCAAAACGAUGUCGUCAGGGAAGAAGAUAACGCUGAAGAGCUCGGACGGAGAGACCUUCGAGGUGGAGGAGGCGGUGGCGCUGGAGUCACAGACGAUCAAGCACAUGAUCGAGGACGAUUGCGCCGACAAUGGCAUCCCGCUCCCGAACGUCACGAGCAAGAUCCUCUCCAAGGUAAUCGAGUACUGCAAGAAGCACGUCGAGGCCCCCAAGCCCGCCGCUGCGGCCGAAGACCGCUCCGCGUCCCCCGAAGACGACCUCAAGGCCUGGGACGUCGAGUUCGUCAAGGUCGACCAAGCUACACUCUUCGAUCUCAUCCUGGCUGCAAAUUAUCUGAAUAUCAAGAGCUUGCUGGAUCUGACUUGCCAGACAGUGGCUGACAUGAUCAAGGGCAAAACUCCUGAAGAAAUUCGCAAGACAUUCAACAUUAAGAAUGACUUCACACCAGAGGAAGAGGAGGAGGUUCGCAGGGAGAAUCAAUGGGCCUUUGAGUGAAGAUCCAAAAUAAGCACAUCUGUUUUUUUGUGGCUUAUGUUUCUCUUUUGUGCGGUAGGAAAGGGGCUGCUGUUUCUACCAAUCUAAGACUUCUUUAAGUUGUUGACGUACUAUUCUGGUGUCACUGUUGUAACAAUGGUUGUUUUGCUUAGCUCCACUUCUUCCCUCUCCAUUUAUGUUCCGACGUUUGUUGUUCAAUGGAUCUCUUUUACUAUGUUAAUAUGGUAUAUGCUGUUUUUCUUCAA
Alnus glutinosa is the source of this 848-nucleotide messenger RNA. Its product is annotated as SKP1-like protein 1A. Lineage: Eukaryota; Viridiplantae; Streptophyta; Magnoliopsida; Fagales; Betulaceae. The transcript has 2 exons. The coding region runs from base 118 to 603 and encodes 161 amino acids. Gene Ontology annotation, cellular component: cytoplasm; nucleus. Gene Ontology annotation, biological process: SCF-dependent proteasomal ubiquitin-dependent protein catabolic process. Gene Ontology annotation, molecular function: cullin family protein binding. The record is from RefSeq and is a predicted model, not a curated record.